Messenger RNA from Arabidopsis thaliana (thale cress), 1706 nucleotides. RefSeq names its product Matrixin family protein. Gene Ontology annotation, biological process: proteolysis. The coding region runs from base 363 to 1457 and encodes 364 amino acids. Gene Ontology annotation, molecular function: metalloendopeptidase activity; metallopeptidase activity; zinc ion binding. The transcript has a single exon. Gene Ontology annotation, cellular component: plasma membrane; membrane; extracellular matrix. Lineage: Eukaryota; Viridiplantae; Streptophyta; Magnoliopsida; Brassicales; Brassicaceae. The record is from RefSeq and is marked reviewed.
AAAUAAUAAAUACAUCAUUAAUCUAUAAAUUAAAAGUUGAAGAGCUUACAUUAAUUAUUCAGUGGACACAUGGCAAAUGUUAAAGUGAUGAUGUGUCAAUCAUAUGGAGAGAGUUGGCCAACUUUCAUAUAUAUGAUUCUUAAACCUGUAAAAGUUCAGUUCACCCGACGAACCAACUUCCAAGUAGUAGUCCAAAUCAUAGAUUCUUUUGAGGUUUUAAAUGUACCCUCACGUCAGAAUCUACUUAAGUCUUUCCCCUUUUUCUGUCUCUCUUUCACCUUUUCUUCUCCAUCGAUCUUACCUCCACGGAACUUCUUAUUUAAAUCAAAAAAAUUCAGAAUCUUUUAAUCUCACGCAGGCAAAUGUCUCGUAAUUUAAUCUAUAGAAGAAACAGAGCUCUCUGUUUUGUUUUAAUCUUGUUCUGCUUCCCUUACCGGUUUGGCGCUAGAAACACGCCGGAGGCGGAACAAUCCACAGCAAAAGCAACUCAAAUAAUACACGUCAGCAAUUCCACGUGGCAUGAUUUCUCUCGUCUUGUAGAUGUCCAAAUAGGUAGCCACGUCAGCGGCGUAUCAGAGCUCAAAAGAUACCUCCACCGAUUCGGUUACGUCAAUGAUGGCUCCGAAAUAUUUUCCGACGUGUUCGAUGGUCCUCUGGAAUCGGCAAUCUCUCUGUAUCAAGAAAAUCUCGGUUUACCAAUAACCGGAAGACUCGACACGAGUACAGUUACUCUCAUGUCGUUACCGCGAUGUGGCGUUAGCGAUACGCACAUGACCAUCAACAACGAUUUCCUCCACACAACGGCGCAUUAUACGUAUUUCAACGGUAAACCGAAAUGGAACCGUGAUACGCUAACCUACGCUAUCUCCAAAACUCACAAACUCGAUUACUUGACGUCAGAAGACGUCAAAACCGUUUUCCGGCGAGCUUUUUCACAGUGGUCAAGCGUGAUUCCGGUGAGUUUCGAGGAAGUCGACGAUUUCACGACGGCUGAUUUAAAGAUCGGAUUCUACGCUGGUGAUCACGGUGACGGGCUUCCGUUUGACGGUGUACUUGGAACUUUAGCACACGCUUUUGCGCCGGAGAACGGGAGGCUUCACCUCGACGCGGCGGAGACGUGGAUCGUCGACGAUGACUUGAAAGGAUCUUCAGAGGUGGCCGUUGACUUGGAGUCUGUGGCGACUCACGAGAUCGGUCACUUGUUGGGAUUAGGACAUAGCUCGCAGGAGUCGGCGGUUAUGUAUCCGAGUCUCCGACCGAGGACCAAGAAAGUUGACCUUACGGUUGAUGACGUGGCAGGUGUACUUAAGCUAUAUGGUCCGAAUCCUAAACUACGGUUGGAUUCACUAACGCAGUCGGAAGAUUCUAUUAAAAACGGCACCGUAUCACAUAGAUUCUUGUCGGGGAAUUUUAUCGGUUAUGUUCUGUUGGUUGUUGGUUUGAUUCUUUUCCUAUAGGUUUAUAGGCAUAAAAAAUACUGUUUUUAUUCAUUUAUUUUUAAUUAAAUGUACAUAUAUUUUUCAACUAUGUAAAUGUAAAUAUAUAGUUGAACAAAAAAAGAUGUACAUAUAUAGUUAGGCUUAUAAUUAGGUUUAUGGUCUUGAUGAUAGCUUCCUCUAAGGGAUUAUUAUUCUUUGAUUCAUUACUUUUUGAGUUUGUGUAUAUCAUUAUCUCAAAAAAUUGAAAGAUAUUGAUGUUUAUGGAAC